AUGAGAUCUGGAGGACGUGGAGGAUAUGGAGGUUAUGGCGGAUAUGGAGGAGGAUGGGGAGGAUUGGGAGGAGUAAUAGGUGGAGGUUAUGGCGGAUAUGGAGGAUAUGGAGGUUAUGGAGGAUAUGGAGGAUAUGGAGGAGGAUGGGGAGGAUUAAGUGGAGGAGGAUGGGGAGGAUUAAGUGGAGGAUAUGGAGGAGGAUUGGUAGUAUUAAGUGGAGGAAAAGGAGGAGGAUGGGGAGGAUUUGGUGGAGGUGGCUUAGGGAAAGGAUACUGA
This is a messenger RNA of Saccostrea cuccullata (small rock oyster), 276 nucleotides long. Its product is annotated as ctenidin-1-like. Bases 1 to 276 code for a protein of 91 amino acids. The record is from RefSeq and is a predicted model, not a curated record. The transcript is spliced from 2 exons. NCBI's taxonomy places the organism in Eukaryota, Metazoa, Mollusca, Bivalvia, Ostreida, Ostreidae.